This is a messenger RNA of Halichondria panicea, 2674 nucleotides long. RefSeq lists its product as uncharacterized. Gene Ontology annotation, molecular function: protein binding; ubiquitin protein ligase activity; zinc ion binding. Gene Ontology annotation, biological process: protein monoubiquitination. Lineage: Eukaryota; Metazoa; Porifera; Demospongiae; Suberitida; Halichondriidae. The transcript has 4 exons. The coding region runs from base 104 to 2650 and encodes 848 amino acids. The record is from RefSeq and is a predicted model, not a curated record.
GCUAGUAAUAAAAACAAACAGAAUAAUAGUCACAAGGUUGCUGAGACAGAUCAUUCAGCAGAAACGAGCUGCAAUAAAGAGAAGCUCUGAACAGUGAAACAGAAUGGGAGUGACUGUAUCAAGAGCAGCUGUAACUCCAGCUGUGGCAGCUCAGAUCUCUGUGCAACCAGCUGGCAAUGACUAUAAGCUGAACAGCAGUGGAGCCUCCUCCAGUGUGCAUCACAAUGACUCACUCGAUCACAGCCUUCACUCACAACCUCACUCCCCAACAAGAACAAGCUCUGACGACACUCUUAAGAAGUCCACAUCGCGACCCAACAGCAGAUCAAGUCUCUCUAGUGGUUUGCGUACUAAGAGUGAAGUGAGAAAGACAGGCAGUGCAAUAAGAAGGUUUAACCACCAUGGACUAGUGGGAAUGAACUCUCGACCAUUAUCAACAGUCUCUAACAGACAGAGAUCUGGUAAAGUUGGGAGGAGAAGAGACACUCUCGGUAGCUCUGGACUGCCUCUUCAAAGAGACUUGGAUUUAAACGCUUCAUUUCACACGCAAAGAAGACCGAGCAUUGUACAAGACUUUGAAAUCGACGAUUCAGAUGUUAUAAUUCUCAAAGGUGAUAGAGAUUUGGCUGCAACAAAACCUGCCUCUUUCUGUCAACUAUGCGGUAAUCAAUUCACAUAUCUUGGAAUACGAGUGCCGUUGCUAUUGCUCUGUGGACAUUCGUACUGUAGCAACUGUUUAGAAAAAGCUUGCGAGGCAAAUCUCUACCCAGUAGCUGUGAAAUGUGGUAUCUGUUCUGUUAUCACUCCGCUUGAUCAGCAAACUCCGAACAACUUACCUCACAACGAAGCAAUUCUGGAAUUGAUUAGUUCCAAAGAAUACAUGAAAUUAUCGAGUCAAAGAAAUAACGAUAAAUGUGCCGAGUGUGAACACAGGGUUGCAGCUAUGUACUGCAGCGAAUGUAACGCCUCGUAUUGCGACUACUGCGGCAAAAAAGCUCAUGAAGGGUCCAAGGUUCGGUCUCGCCACAAGCCAGUUCCGAUCAAUCUCAAGCCAAAGCAGCAACCCACGUGCAAGAAACACCCGGGUCAAAGUUGCGUAUUGUAUUGCGAGACUGAGAAACAACCCAUGUGCGUGUUGUGCAAGUUUUACAACCAGCAUCGAUUCCACAAGUUCGAUCUGAUGAGUAAAGUGGCAACCAAGUACUGCUCCUCUGUUUCUGAUAACCUCACCAAGUUAGAGAGGAUAGAAAAAGAUUUAGACUCUGCCGCUAAAGCAAUGUUCAGUCUGGUUGAAGAGAUCAACAGCAAUGCUAGGAAAGCACAGGAGAGACUGGAACGACAUUUCAAUGAUAUGAGAAAAAAUUACGUAAUGGCCCUGGAGAGAAGAGAGGCUGUUCUCCUCACUCUAUUGGACAAGCAGGUGGAGGCCAAACAAGAAAUGUUAGCAGAGAUGAGGUUUGAAGUGGCUGCUGCAAGAUCAAGAGUCUUAGCAGCCAAAGAAGAAGGCACUGUUCUGCUUCGACUGAACCCACUAACUGCUCUACUCUCUCGCAAACACAUGGACCUCAAUUUCGAGCGCUCCCUCAACGAGACGUCCCAUGCACCCCACUGUACGAUGCAGCCGGAGGUCCCUCUCUCCUUGCUCCCCGACAUCACAGACUCUCUAGUGGACACACUCCAUCAGCACGGUGCUGUCCUGCAGCUCCCUCCCAUGCCAUGCAUACAGACAGCACAAGUGAAAGCAAAGGCCAUCUCUCUCGUGUGGAAUGUCGAUGAUGACAUCACUGAUGUGUCAUCUGAUAGGACGCUAACAUAUUCUCUACAUUGCUAUGCCGACAUACCGUUCAGAACUAAAGUGAAAUUGAAUUUUAAGAAGCAGUAUAAUCGGAAAAUGGUCACUCCAGAGAGUGGAUUUGAGGACAUGAGUGAACUGAGUAGCGAAUCCAAGAACACCUUCCCCUCCGUGCCCCCCUCGUUGCUAGGUAGCAGAAACAUAUCACUGAUACGGUUACAAGGCAAAGCAUCGGAAUCACAAGACCAAACAACAGACAAUCUCGUCCUUAAACCAACCCCAAGAAAUAUCACUACUUUGCUCCCGGAGCCAAUACGUCUACCGAAAGUAGCUGACGAUAUCAAACGCCCACAAGUAUUAUCAAAGUCCUCAGGCAUUAAGAGGCGGCCCACCACUACCAACCAAGAGCAUCCUGGUGCUGUACUGAACCUCCCACCCCUUGUGAUGAACAAACCGACCACCGCCCCCUCUGAUAACGAGCUAAUGAGCAUCACCACAAGCGGAGUGUUUGCAGACUCAGAGGACACGAGUGGCAGUAGAGACAGCAGCAUUGUGGGCCGAAUGAGCACAGUGGGAGAGAGCGAAGAAGUCGAAAUGCCCAAGAUGAGUAGAACUGAUAGCAGCUCUUCUUUCUCUGAUCUUGAAACGAGUGAAGACCUCGGUACAUCACAAGAGGAGUAUGUUAAUGUGGGACGCUAUUGUCAUGGAUACGCAUUCGAGGAGAUCUAUAAUGGGGAGAAAGCUAACUUUCAUUAUUCUGGACUAGUGUCUGGAGCGACGUACUACUUCAGAGUGAGAUGUCAUAAUGCAGCCGGCUGGGGGCCAUGGAGCGAUACAGUCAAGUGUAUGACUACUUGAUGUUGAUUGCUUAAUUUAUAAAUU